Molecule: messenger RNA, 3349 nt
Organism: Porites lobata
Lineage: Eukaryota; Metazoa; Cnidaria; Anthozoa; Scleractinia; Poritidae
Source: the annotation of a GenBank genome assembly
AUGGCAAAAGUUUACAAGGUUAUCAAUGACCCUUUACAACCUGCAACGGAAGCUUCUGAUACGUCGUGUUUACCAGUAGAUUGGAACAAGUGUAUUUUGUGUCAGACAGACACAUCCGAAAUCCUGUCUUGUCCGGCUGAUUCUAAGCGUAUCAUGAAAGGAGCAGGUUAUAAGACUGUGGCAGAAAAUCUUCAAGCUUUUGAGAAAAUUGGUUCUUUGCCUAAAACUAUAAAUCUGUGCCGAUUAAAUGAAGGAGAAGGAAUCGAAGCGAGUUUCCAGAAACAUAAAGCCAAAUGGCAUGACUCGUGUAGACUGAAGUUCAACAAGACAAAACUCCAACGGGCAGAAAAGAGAAAAGCAGCUCCAGAUGAUAGUUCAAGUUCAAAAAGCCCAAGAAAAUACACGCGUAGAAGCCUUGAAAAGUUACCAAACCCUAUUCAUCAAUGCUUCUUCUGUGGUAAGCAAGCUGAAGGUGAAGACUCCUUGCACAGAGCAUCGACACUUGAGCUUGAUGCCCGAGUUCGUCACUGCACUUUACAGUUACAGGACAAACCUCUAUUAGCCAAACUGAGUGCUGGAGACAUGGUAGCUCAAGAUGCUGAAUAUCAUGUCAAAUGCCUUGUUUCCCUUUAUAACAGAGCACGAGGAACCGAAACAUAUAGUGCAGAAAGUGAUGCGGAUGCCGUUAAUCACGGCAUUGCUUUUGCUGAACUUGUUUCUUGUAUAGAAGAUGCAAGAAUGGACAAUCUGGUAGCCCCAAUUUUCAAAUUGUCUGACCUAGUCAGUCUAUACGGUAACAGGCUUAAACAACUUGGAACAGAAGUAGCGGGACGCAUCCACUCAACUAAACUCAAGAUUAGAGUGUUGAGCUACUUUUCAGACAUGGAAGCUCAUACCCAAGGCCGUGAAGUUAUUCUGGCUUUCAACGGGGAUGUUGGUGCCGCACUGAGAAAAGCAUGUGAACAUGACGCUGAUGGGGAUGCUGUUCAUCUUGCUAGGGCUGCCACUAUAGUGAGAAGAGAUAUGUUCAGUAAGAAAGUGGAAUUCAAUGGCUCAUUCUCCACUACUUGCCAGGAACAGUCUGUGCCUAAUUCACUGCUAGCAUUGGUUACUAUGGUACUUAAUGGACCAAAUAUCAAAUCACGUUCCUCCAAUGUGUCUCAGGCUGCCCUUUCUCUGUCUCAGCUUCUUCUAUACAACAGCGUGAAGCGCUACAAGGAAAAUGAUACAGAUAUUGUCCGACACAGCCAACAACGAGAAGCACCUCUACCAGUCUAUUUAAGUGUGAUGCUUCAUACAAAGACCAGGAAACGUGAACUUCUGGACGCUCUUUUUAAUCUUGGCUUGUGUAUAUCGUAUGACCGUGUAUUAAAAAUCUCCACUGAGUUGGGAAACAACAUUUGUUACUACUAUCAGCAGAAAAAGGUUGUUUGUCCCCCUCGACUGAAAGGUGGUAUUUUCACCACCGCUGCAGUAGACAACAUUGACCACAAUCCCAGCUCAACUAGCUCUCACGGCUCAUUUCAUGGAACUGGGAUAUCCCUCUUUCAGCACCCCACUGAGAAAAACAAUGACGAAAACAGUGGAGUUCAGCUGCCUGCUGACGCAAUUCAGGACAAUAUACGUGCACAAAAGAAGGCAUUAAUGCUACCAGAGUUUUACACAACGGUGCCUCUUGUCGCUUUGCGUAGGGACGACCCACCCAUCCCACAGCUUCAAGGGCCCAACAAAGGAGAGUGCCAGCGCAUUCCUGAAGAAACAGUGAAGGAAUACCGGUACAGUUGGCAAAAAUCUUUUUUUUUGACAUUGCUUUCCUAGGUGACUGUAACUGCAGUAUUAAUAACUACAAAACUGAUAUUUUAUUUGUACAAUUUACAGGUGGUUGCAAGAGGUAAAUCGAGUAGUAACUAAUGAGACCGUAAAAGAUGCUGAUGCCGUUUCCUGGUCUGCAUACCAUGCAAGUCUGCAACCUUCUAGUAAAUCAUCCGAAUGCUGCGUCACAGCAACCUCUCUACUGCCUCUUUUUCAUGAUCAAGCCCACUCCGUAGCCAUGAUCCGCCACUCAAUGGACAUUGUUAGCAAAGCAGUGCAGAGUUUAAAUCCUGGUCAGGUGCCCAUUAUCACUGCAGAUCAACCUCUAUACACAAUUGCAAAGCAAAUCCAGUGGAACUGGCCAGGAACCCAUGGUGAGGAUAAGUUUGUGGUGAUGUUUGGGGGACUGCACAUUGAAAUGGCAGCUCUGAAGGCCAUAGGAAAUCUCUUAGACGGCAGUGGAUGGGGAAGUGCUCUAGUACAAGCCGGUGUUGCUACGCCUGGGACGGCUGAUUCAUUUUGUCGCGUUACUCAUGUGACACGCACUAGAAGAGCCCAUCAGAUCACGGCUGGCAGUCUGUUUGUACUUCUUGAAAAGGCUUAUUCUCAGUAUCUUGUCAGUCUGAACGACGACCAGAAUCCGCUGUCGUUAGAAGAGUGGUGUUCGCACAGUGCAGAGCUUUAUCCACAGUUCAAGUUCUGGUUGCUUAUCCUGCAGAUGCAAUUGGCCGUAUUGAUCUACAUUAGAGCUAUUAGAGAAGCUGACUUCGAGCUGUACGUUGACGCACUCACGCAAAUUGUUCCAUGGUUCUUUGCUCUAGACCAAAUUCACUACGCUAGAUGGAUCCCUGUUCAUUUACGGGACAUGGUUACACUGAAAGACGUUCAUCCAACUGUUUUUGCUGAGUUCACGAAAGGAAAUUUUGUUGUAAAGAAGACAGAACGCAGAUUCUCGGCCAUAGCAGUUGAUCAAGCGCAUGAACAGAACAAUGCUUCUGUGAAAGAUGACGGAGGAGCUGUUGGCUUAACGGAAAAUCCGGCUCCAUUGCGGCGGUGGAUGGUAUCUGGACCAGAGAUGGCCAGAGUUAUUGAAGAGUUUGAAGCAUCAACAGAGAAGAGAAAAUGUUUAGAUUUCCGUCGUCAUGAGGAGGCCAAACACGUGCAGAAAAAAUUUACACAAAAUGUUGAAGAUCUCGCCAAAGCCAUCGAAGAAAUGGGAAAUCCAUCCACCGAGAACAGCAACGAUCUUCUUGUUCUGGACAGUAGGGACCUUGCAGAUCCAGCCAUUAUUGAUUCUGUUCGUAAAAUUGAGAAAUUGGGACAAGAGCAGUAUGACAUCUAUGUAGGAGAGAGGCUAGUCAAUCAAACAAAGUCCGUCUGGGAGCCUAUCAAGAAGAACAAUUUGGCACUAUUAAGCCGACCUCCAAUCCGAGAAAAGACAAAGUCGCAGCUACAGCUUGCUUCCCUGAAAAAUGACUCCUCCCUCUUUUCACGUCUUUACGUUGCAUCACAGGUCCGCAAUGGGAAUGUUGAUUAA